AUUAAGCAUCUGAGAAGCACGCCUGCAUCUCCUUCACCUCUCAUUUGAGAAGAAAGCCGAGCGGCCGUAUCAUGAUCGAGAGUGAACGAGAGCUGUCGGCCAUGGUGCAGGAACUAUGGGACAAUGAUGUCAACAGACUACGACCCGGGAAGGACUACAGGAUCUCCCUGCAGGGCAAAGCUGGAGACAACAUGGCCAUCAACGACGACAACAACGACGGCGCAGGAUAUCCUCUGUUUAAAUUUGUCGACGAGAAUAUUUUCCAAAAGGAGACUUUUUUAGCCUUUAUCUCCUUGUUGGAUAACUAUGAGAGUGACACUGGAGAGCCAGAAAUUGUGACUCCAGAGGAGGUGGCAGAGAACCACAAAUUCCUGGACUCCAUUGUUCAGACUCCCACCAUGAAGAUAGCUCAUAAAUACCUUGUAGAGAAGAAGCUUUCUCCGCAAGAUAUGACACAGUUUAAGGAGCAGCUCUACAGGAUCUGGUUUGAACUCUACGCAAGGAGAGGAUCCAGCAGGCCGGACUCCUCAGGUUUUGAACACGUCUUUGUUGGAGAAACCAGAGGAGGAAGGACGGUUAUCGGCUUUCACAACUGGAUCCAGCUCUACCUGCAAGAGAAGCUGGGACACAUCGACUACAAAGGAUAUAGCGUCAAUGCAAACUCACCGCAGCCCGAUGAGAACAAGCACAUUUUGGCUCUGCAGUUCAGCUGGAAGAACGGCAUCAAGCCCAAGGGCAGCAUCUUCAUCGGUGUCAGUCCAGAGUUUGAGUUCGCCCUGUACACUCUGUGUUUCCUCACCUCGCCCAACGAGCGUGUAAAAGUCCAGUUCAGUUUCUAUGACGUGGAGAUCGUCUGCCACCACUACAACCAGAAGCACAUAGGGACGACUUACCCUGUGCUCCUUAAGUACCAGAACAACACUUAGGAUGUCGGUUUAUAGCCUGAGCUUGCAUGCAAAAGAUGUACAGGUACUGUUGUUGUCUUUUUAUUUUACAUGAAGAUGCAAUAAAACCU
This is a messenger RNA of Dunckerocampus dactyliophorus (ringed pipefish), 1015 nucleotides long. RefSeq names its product endonuclease, polyU-specific 2 (gene endou2). The coding region runs from base 72 to 926 and encodes 284 amino acids. Lineage: Eukaryota; Metazoa; Chordata; Actinopteri; Syngnathiformes; Syngnathidae. The transcript has 6 exons. Gene Ontology annotation, molecular function: RNA endonuclease activity. The record is from RefSeq and is a predicted model, not a curated record.